AUGUUGCCGCCCCGCUCCCUCCCUCUGUCUAUUCUCUCGCUCCUCCUGGUUGUUGCCGAGGCGGGCCUGUGCGUUGCUGAGACCCCCCAGCUGCACGGUGGUUUCCGUGGUUGCGCGGUGCGGGAUUUUUCCUUCAUGGCCCAGAAGCCGGGAUGCAGGAACCUCCGCAUCGACACCGAGGCCUGCUGGGGCCGCUGUCAUACCUGGGAGAAGCCGCUCCCAGAGCCCCCCUACGUCCAGCGGCAUCACCGUGUGUGUUCCUACGGUCGUACUCGCUACCUGAUGGUCCGUCUGCCAGGCUGCCAGCCCCACGUCUCCCCGCUCUACCCCUACCCCCUCGCCCUGCAGUGCCACUGCACCGUCUGUUCCACACAGGAUACGGAGUGUGAGACGUUCUGA
This is a messenger RNA of Salvelinus namaycush (lake trout), 399 nucleotides long. RefSeq names its product glycoprotein hormone beta-5-like. The transcript has 2 exons. Gene Ontology annotation, biological process: regulation of thyroid hormone receptor signaling pathway; G protein-coupled receptor signaling pathway. The record is from RefSeq and is a predicted model, not a curated record. Lineage: Eukaryota; Metazoa; Chordata; Actinopteri; Salmoniformes; Salmonidae. Gene Ontology annotation, cellular component: cytoplasm; extracellular region. Gene Ontology annotation, molecular function: hormone activity. The coding region runs from base 1 to 399 and encodes 132 amino acids.